Acanthosepion pharaonis is the source of this 564-nucleotide messenger RNA. Lineage: Eukaryota; Metazoa; Mollusca; Cephalopoda; Sepiida; Sepiidae. The record is from the annotation of a GenBank genome assembly.
AUGUCUCUCUCUCUCUCUCUCUCUCUCUAUCUAUCUAUCUAUCUAUCUAUCUAUCUAUCUCUGGAUAGCUUAAAGAUAGAAUAUGCCUUGUCUUCAUAUCUCUCAGCUUUUCUUUGCUCUGCCUGUUCCAAAUUGUCUUCCCAAGGGACUGUCAGUUCCAACAACUAUAAAGUUCUCUUCUUGGUGACCAAACUCCCUCCUUUCUUCACUGGCAAUUACGCCUUUCUUUUACGGCCACUAGAAGGUGAAAAUUUACUUAAAACACUUUUUGAAAACAUACGUGUUUGCUCCUUCUUCUCGAACGGCUUUAGCUCCAAACUCCACUUAUGGACUUCUUUUCAAACUUUCUUUUCUGGGGCUUCUUCAAGAGGACUUUCUCUGAAGGGGAAAUUUGCCCUCAGCAACCUUGUUACCCAUGCAUCUUUCUUUUAUGGGCAAAUGCUGCCUGCCUUUUCAGCAAGGAGAGAGAAAAACUCCUGUCUCUCUGCGGUCUCGUUUUCACCUGCUGCUAAGGUCCAGUCCCAGUUCUCCUUUCCCUUUCAAAGGGGGGGGGGUCACCUUUAA